GUGGCAGCAGCAUGUACUAUUUGGUAUUGCUAUUAAUAGAUGCCUCUUUCCUUGUAUAUUUCAGGGAGCCCUGUUCGUCGUGUACCUCACACCUCACAGAAUUCGAAGGCGUAACUCCAAGCUCGCUGGCUCAGAAGAAGAGUGAUCUUUAUUAUUAAGGGUUUGCUACGUAAGUCGUGAGCUGAAAGCUCGGAGACAAAUCCUUAUAAAAUCAUCUGGUUUUACCUCACUUCUCUCUCUUCUUCUUCUACAGAGCCUUAAAAAAUGGCUGGAAAUGAUUCUCUCUCAGACUUCCUCGCAUCUGCUAUCGAUGCAGCGAAGAGAGCUGGCGAGGUAAUUCGUGAGGGGUUCUAUCAGACAAAACAUGUGGAGCAUAAAGGCGAGGUGGAUUUGGUUACCGAAACCGAUAAGGCAUGUGAAGAUAUCAUAUUUAGACAUCUCACCCAGCUUUACCCCACACACAAGUUCAUUGGUGAAGAAACUACUGCUGCCUCUGGUGCUGUGGAUUUGACUGAUGAACCGACUUGGAUAGUUGAUCCAGUGGAUGGAACCACUAACUUUGUUCAUGGGUUUCCUUUCGUAUGUGUUUCCAUUGGUCUUACAAUUGGAAAGGUUCCUACAGUGGGUGUCGUUUACAAUCCAAUAAUGAAUGAGCUUUUUACUGGAAUCCGUGGAAAAGGUGCUUUUCUGAAUGGAAACCCUCUAAGAAUAUCAUCUCAAGCAGAACUUGUGAAGUCUCUCCUUGUAACUGAGGUGGGUACCCAACGUGAUAAGUCGACAUUGGAUGCCUCAACAAACAGAAUUAAUUGGCUACUUUCCAAGGUGAGAUCGAUUCGGAUGACUGGCUCUUGUGCAUUAGAUCUCUGUGAAAUUGCACGUGGAAGGCUUGACCUAUUUUAUUUAGUCGGCUUUGGGGGUCCUUGGGAUGUGGCAGGUGGUGCUGUGAUUGUAAUAGAAGCUGGAGGACUUGUGUAUGACCCAUCUGGUAAAGAUUUUGACAUCACAUUCCAGCGAGUAGCAGCUUCGAACCCUUAUGUCAAGGAUGCAUUUGUUGAGGCUUUACAGUACUCAGAAUGAGAGACACAUACUUGAUCAUUGAAAUCUGGGAUAUUGCUAAUUCAUUCAAUAUGGUUUAGUUUAAUUCCUAUGUUCCAAAUGGGAUGCAUUUUAUGUCUUCCUAUUUUCCUCACUUUCCUAGUCAAGUGCUCUCUCUUGUAUGCACCCUGUGUACUUGGGUUGCACCCCUCUGCACUAUUAAUAAAUUGACCCGACUUAUAAAAAUUUCCAUGUUCCAAAAACCAUUAAUAGUAUGCUUUCUAUUAUUCUAUCA
Molecule: messenger RNA, 1330 nt
Organism: Carya illinoinensis
Lineage: Eukaryota; Viridiplantae; Streptophyta; Magnoliopsida; Fagales; Juglandaceae
Product: inositol-phosphate phosphatase-like
Exons: 13
Coding region: 265-1077 (270 amino acids)
Biological process (GO): inositol metabolic process; phosphatidylinositol phosphate biosynthetic process; signal transduction
Molecular function (GO): inositol monophosphate 1-phosphatase activity
Source: RefSeq, a predicted model, not a curated record